Molecule: messenger RNA, 1077 nt
Organism: Ambispora gerdemannii
Lineage: Eukaryota; Fungi; Glomeromycota; Glomeromycetes; Archaeosporales; Ambisporaceae
Source: the annotation of a GenBank genome assembly
AUGGACAAUCAACACGCCGAGAACUUGGAGAGUGUCAAAAAAAGUACUCUUGUACUCCCAACAAAAAUUAAGAAUAACCGAGAAAAGAUUAUUGUUAACACGAAAAAAAACGCUGUUCCGUUUCAAAAAACCGAUGCUCGUCUGGAUGACGUGAAACCGUUAGUUGCCCAAGACACAACUGACUGGAAAAAGGUUGCUAAAAAUCUAAAGGCUCGUCUUGCAUUUGCUAGUUUUAAAGUACGACAUAAUUGGCAAUAUUAUAAUAGAUCUACCUGCGAAAAGAUAACCCAAGGGAAACCGCAAUCACCAGGCAAACUUGGCGAUUCUUUUACUCCGAUUUUGCUUAACGAUUCGAGUCUCGAGCGAAUAAUAGAUUUGACGGAUGACUCGAAUGAUAAAGAUUCGAAAAAACCUAAAAAAAGAAGACACAGUGAUGACUUUACAUCGAAUAUAAAGAAAGCAAAGCAUCAAUAUAUCCUACCAACUAUGAAAUCAUUAGAAAAAUCAAUUGACGAGGAUUCAUUGGCACCAGAACUUUUUCCAAUUUUGGUUCCUACCGAAGAACAAACAACACUCUCGAGUGGAUGGGAUCCAAUGUUAUCCGAUAACUUUAGUCAAAUUCAAGAUCUGACGGGAAUCGUUGAUCAUGGACCAACACAAUUUCCCAGUACUCCUCCGCAACAACCCAAGACUCCGACUGAUGAACAUGCUGCGGAAUUAUUAUAUUAUUUCGCAUCAUCACCUGUUACUACAUCGCCGGGUCGAACUCCUGUAAGCCGUUUCCCACUACCAGAAACUCAUUUAGGUUUCACUACUCCACCACCUCGUACAAAUAUAGACACUUCAACGCCUGACUCGAGAUUCUCAUUAAGUGAAUUUGUUAGAUUAACUCCAACUCCAAAACCGCCGUUUCCACAAACUGACUUCUUAACUCCGCCUAAACAUUUGAAAUUGACUCCUGGACAUCUAAAUCUCUUCACCGAACUUUUGCAGAUGAAUUCCGCCGCAACAAAACCAAUUGCAACAAAUCCUGCCUUUGCUCAAGGAGCAAAUAGAUUCUUGAUGAUGAAAAAGUAG